This is a messenger RNA of Suncus etruscus (white-toothed pygmy shrew), 969 nucleotides long. Its product is annotated as olfactory receptor 7A10-like. Bases 1 to 969 code for a protein of 322 amino acids. Gene Ontology annotation, cellular component: membrane. Gene Ontology annotation, molecular function: G protein-coupled receptor activity; olfactory receptor activity. The transcript has a single exon. The record is from RefSeq and is a predicted model, not a curated record. NCBI's taxonomy places the organism in Eukaryota, Metazoa, Chordata, Mammalia, Eulipotyphla, Soricidae. Gene Ontology annotation, biological process: G protein-coupled receptor signaling pathway.
AUGGAACCAAGCAAUACCUCGAGGAAUUCGGAAUUUCUCCUGCAGGGAUUUUUAGUGGAGGCAAAACUCCAGCCUCUCAUCUUUGGGGUGUUCCUGUCCAUGUACCUCAUCACAGUGCUGGGGAACCUGCUCAUCGUCCUGGCCACCAUCUCUGACCCCCACCUCCACACACCCAUGUACUUCUUCCUCUCCAAUCUGUCCUUGGUGGAUGUUUGUUACACCUCCACCACCGUCCCCAAGGUGCUGGCCAACAUCCAGACCCAGAGCCGUGCUAUCACUUAUGGCGGCUGCUUUGCCCAGAUGUUCUUCGUCAUCCUCUUUGCCGGUCUGGACAACUUCCUCCUGACCGUCAUGGCUUAUGACCGCUUUGUGGCCAUCUGCCACCCCCUGCAUUAUAUGGUCAUCAUGCAUCCCCGGCUAUGUGGGCUGCUGGUUCUGGGCUCUUGGGUGCUAAGUGCCCUGCAUUCUUCACUCCAAAUUCUCCUGGCCAUGCAACUCACCUAUCGUGCCAACAUGGAAAUCCCCCAUUUCUUCUGUGAAUUAUACCAGGUGGUCCGGGGGGCAUGUUCUGACACCUUCUGGAACGUGGUGGUGAUGUACUUGGCGGCGGCCUUGCUUGGGGUGGGGCCCCUGGCUGGGAUCCUUUAUUCCUAUUCCAAGAUUGUCACCUCCAUCCGGGGCAUUGCAUCUGCUCAGGGCAAGUAUAAAGCCUUUUCCACCUGUGCCUCUCACCUGUCCGUGGUCUCCCUAUUCUAUAGUACCAUCUUAGGGGUGUACCUGAGUGCCGCCGCCACGCACAACUCACAGUCGAGUUCAGCUGCCUCUGUGAUGUAUGCGGUGGUCACCCCCAUGCUGAACCCCUUCAUCUACAGCCUGAGGAACAAAGACAUCAAGAGAGCUCUCAACAGUGUCUUUGCCGUGGCAGUUGGAAAACGCUCGAUGACCUUGGCGCUGAAGGAUUGUCCUUGA